AUGAAGAAAGCGUAUGGAAACAGAGAAGGGCUGUGUUUUGUGUCGAACCGUCACCCCAGUAUAAAGAAUGCAAUAGAACAUGUGUAUCUGGGAGACUAUCACGGUAUUUGUUCUUAUCAUUUGUUGCAAAAUCUAAAAUCGUAUUAUGGAAAGUCAGGUGAAAACAUUACACAAGCAUUUAAUUCGACUAUCCGCGCUUACAUGUUGGAAGAAUAUGAUUAUAACAUGUCUCUGCUGAUUACAAUGAAUGAGAAGAUAAUUUCUUACCUGACUGAUGUUGGACCUGAAAAAUGGUCACGAAUACAUAUGCCAACAAACAGGUAUUCUACAAUGACAUCAAACAUUGUAGAAUCGGUCAAUGUGGUCACAAAGGCAGCCAAAAAUUACCCUAUUGGUUCCCUCCUAGAGUCAUUACGGCAAACCAUACAAUCGUGGUUUUGUAGACACAGGAAUGAUGCACGUGGAACUUUCACAAAGUUGUCGAGCAAGUAUGAGAAAGGAAAUAGGAAAAUGAGCAUGGAUUUGAGAAACUUGAGGGUAUCUCCUUCAAUCCAGACAGUGUUUUCUGUCAGCAACGAAAGGUCGACGUUUGUCGUCAAUAUUGAGCAACGAACAUGCACUUGUAGGAUUCUACAAGUUGAUUUGUUACUGUAUCUACACGCUUUGACUGUAAUUGCAAACACAAGAAGAGAUCCGUAUAAUUACUGUUACUAUUAUUACACAAGAGAUGCAUAA
Olea europaea var. sylvestris is the source of this 735-nucleotide messenger RNA. RefSeq lists its product as uncharacterized. NCBI's taxonomy places the organism in Eukaryota, Viridiplantae, Streptophyta, Magnoliopsida, Lamiales, Oleaceae. The record is from RefSeq and is a predicted model, not a curated record. The transcript has 3 exons. The coding region runs from base 1 to 735 and encodes 244 amino acids.